This is a messenger RNA of Meira miltonrushii, 2260 nucleotides long. Its product is annotated as DEAD-domain-containing protein. Lineage: Eukaryota; Fungi; Basidiomycota; Exobasidiomycetes; Exobasidiales; Brachybasidiaceae. The coding region runs from base 89 to 2170 and encodes 693 amino acids. The transcript has a single exon. Gene Ontology annotation, cellular component: nucleolus. Gene Ontology annotation, molecular function: ATP binding; nucleic acid binding. The record is from RefSeq and is a predicted model, not a curated record.
AGCCUUGCAUGCAUGUUCGGACAUAAGCUUGAUACUUCCUUCUCCUCUUUCACAUUAUCGGUCGCCUUUCCUGCCACUUUUCGACAGUAUGGAUGAUGGUCAAGGUCCAUCUUCUUUGGCAUAUGCUCCUUCCUAUGCCGGAAGAUGGUCAAAGCUAAAGCCAGGAUUGGAGAAAGAAUUAGAAGAACAUCUGACUGACAUUUUAGGAUUUGAAGAAAUGACUCCGGUACAAUCAAAUGUGAUCCCACUCUUUCUUUCACAUAAAGAUGUGAUCGUUGAAGCUGUUACAGGCAGUGGAAAAACUCUUGCAUACGUCUUACCGGUUUUGCAAAUGAUUAUGAAACGACAAGAUAGGCUAAAGAAGAAUCAAUUGGGAGCUUUGGUCGUUUGUCCGACGAGAGAAUUGGCUGUACAGGUACAUGGUAUCAUUCAAAGCUUUCUGCUCACAUCGGAUGAGAAAGGUGAAGAACAGCAAGGCGACUCAGAGCCCAGCAACACCAUUGCAGCAAAGGUAUCAGGAGCCCUCUUGGCAGUAGGUGGUUCAACAUCGAAUCCCGGUGAUGAUUACAAAAAGUUCAAAGAGCAAGGCUCCGAUAUAGUCGUCGGAACGCCUGGAAGAGUGUUGGAGCUUCUAGAAAGAACAAGCAUCGACUGCAAAGAGCUUGAAGUCCUGAUUCUUGAUGAAGCAGAUCGACUUCUGGAUAUGGGCUUCACACAAACGCUCACUUCAAUCUUACGCCUUUUACCGAAACAGAGGAGGACGGGUCUAUUUUCAGCAACAAUGACAGAUGCAAUGAAUGAACUCGUUCGUGUCGGUCUACGGAAUCCAGUGCGUGUUGUGGUAAAAGUAGAGACGAAAACGACUGCAAGAGAUUCUAAAAUGAUGAAUGGUUCGACGUCAGUAAACGAUAAACGAACACCGGCAAGUCUGGACAAUCAUUUCAUGAGCAUGCGUGCGGAACAUAAACUUCUUCAGCUAAUUCGAAUUUUACGUGCAGAAUCGAAACGAAAAGAAGACGACCUGCCGAUGCGAAAAGCAAUCGUGUUCUUUGCAACUUGUGCACAGGUGAACUUCUUUUACAAGGUUCUCUCACCUCUUACGCAAAUGGAAGGAUUAAAACUUUACUCUCUGCACGGCAAGCAAACGCCCGUUCGUAGACGUGCAACGUUUGAUGCUUUCGUCUCUGCAACACCUUUGGGCUCAGCAUCCUCGGUUGAAUCGUCUUCCGUUCUUCUUUGUACGGACGUGGCGGCAAGAGGUUUAGAUUUGCCCAAUGUGGAUUUGGUAGUGCAAUUCGAUCCACCGACCGAUCCAAAAGUGUUCAGUCAUCGAUGCGGAAGAACUGCACGAGCAGGAAGAAGGGGUAGGGCGAUUGUGCUGCUAAACAAAGGCAGAGAAGAAGAAUACGUUGACUUUCUCAAAGUUCGCAAGAACCCAGUCAAAAGGUAUGAUUAUCUUUGUGAUGGAAAUGGCGAAGCAUCGAGGGAAGAGCCACAAGAGGUGGAUUCAGGCGCACUACAGUUACACAACGAUAUUCGAAAGCUGAUUAGAAACGAUCGUGCAUUAUAUGACUUUAGCAUGCAAGCAUUCGUCAGCUUUAUCCAGUGUUUCCGCAAACAUGAAGUCUCUUUCGUCUUUCGUGAACGUGAUUUGGAUUACGGUGCGAUCGCAUUCACCUUUGGUCUUUUACGCUUACCACGAAUGCCAGAGAUUGAUCGAUGGCGCAAAAGCAAAGAAGCCGAAUCAACAGAAGGCGAAAAGACUUUGUUGUUCGUUGAGGAAAAUGUUGAUUUGCAAGCAUUAGCAUUUGCCGAUAAAGCUAGAGAAAAGCAAAGGCAAGAAGGUUUAGAAGCAAAGAUGACAGCGCAAAUCGCAAAUGGUAAAGAUUCGAAACCAAAAAAGACAAUAGAAGAAGCUUGGAGUGAACAAAAAGCACGAAAGGAUAGAAAGCAAGACAGAAGGGACAAGAAACAAAGAAAGCGUGCGUUUUUAGCCAAACAAGCAUCUGAGCAAGGUCAAGAGCCUGUCAAUGGACAAGCAGAAGAAACUCAUGAAGACGAUGAUGAUAUGAAUGAUUGGGCAGAAGAGGAAAGAUUAGCCAAAAAACAAAAGAAAGAUCAAUCAAACAAAGAAGACGCAGCCGAUACAUUUCAAUUUGAUGAUCUUUGAUCCGAUCACAUUGUACAACACAGCAUAACCAUUUCACCCUUUAUUUGUAUAGUAGCAUUUCUCAUAUUAAUUGGAAAUAUGAAACAGAAA